AUGGAGACGCGUGGCCCUGGCCUGGCUGUCCCCGCGAAGAGCCGCCCACUAGUCGGCAGCGAGUCUCGGGCGCCCCCGGGGCGGGUUGGGUUGCAGCCCAGCGGGCGGAUGGACCGCCGCGGUGGGGCAGGGGCAUCGGGGUACCAGAACAACGACGGCGAGGAGGAGGAGCGGGAGGGCGGCGCCGCGGGCCCGCAGGGGUCUAGACUGCCCCCCAUCCCAGGCGGCGCCUCCGAGCUGGCCAAACGGAAAGUGAAGAAGAAGAAAAAAAGGAAGAAGAAGACCAAGGGGUCUGGCAAGGGGGACGAUAAACAUCAGAGCCUGAGCGUGAAGAGCCGGCUGCUUUCUUCCUCCUUUCAUGACAUCUUAAGUCCCGGCAAAGACCGUGGCCCGAAACCGGAGCACAGACAGAACAAAGUGGAGAACAAGCACCUCCCUUCGGACUCCUCCACCGUCAGCCUCCCCGACUUUGCCGAAAUAGCCGAGAACCUUGCGAACCAGAUCAACGAAAGUCUGCGCUGGGAUGGAGUUCUUGCUGACCCAGAGGCAGAGAAGGAAAGGGUUCGCAUCUAUAAACUGAACCGGAGAAAGCGGUACCGGUGCUUGGCCCUCAAGAGCUUCCACACCGACCCUGAUGCCCUCAAGAGCUUCCACACCGACCCUGAUGCCCUCAAGGGCUUCCACACCGACCCUGAUGCCCUCAAGGGCUUCCACACCGACCCCGGCACCCUCAAGGGCUUCCAGUCCGACCCCGGCGCCCUCAAGGGCUUCCAGUCCGACCCCGGCGCCCUCAAGGGCUUCCAGUCCGACCCCGGCGCCCUCAAGGGCUUCCAGUCCGACCCCGGCGCCCUCAAGGGCUUCCAGUCCGACCCCGGCGCCCUCAAGGGCUUCCAGUCCGACCCCGGCGCCCUCAAGGGCUUCCAGUCCGACCCCGGCGCCCUCAAGGGCUUCCAGUCCGACCCCGGCGCCCUCAAGGGCUUCCAGUCCGACCCCGGCGCCCUCAAGGGCUUCCAGUCCGACCCCGGCGCCCUCAAGGGCUUCCAGUCCGACGCUGACGCCCUCAAGGGCUUCCAGUCCAACCCCGAUGCCGAGGAGGAGACCCCUGAGAACUUACUCUACCUCUCAGACAAAGACGGCAGCUCCAGCUGCAGGCAGCCCACAUCGACAGCUGAGCACCCCAAUCUCUACUUGGAAGGAAACCUUACCCCAAAGCUUCUACACUCUGAUUUAGCUCCUACUCUGCUGGAGUAAAACUCCACCCACAAUGCGACAAACUGAUAAUUUCUCCUUACCACAAGUUUAUGUGUUAAAAACAGUCAUCAUAGAAGGAAAUGAGACCAAUACACAGACGAGACGAGGCCGACUCUCCCAUCACCAGGAUGCCCUCGGCUGCCCGGGAAAGCCACAGCUCCUUGAGAACAUACGCAAUUUAGUGAACAGAAUUCUUUUCAGAAUUUCCUUUUUCUUAAAUAAGCAUCUCUGUUAUUUCUCACCACAGCUAGGUGUCUAUAAUCUGCCCCCAAAAGAAAAGAAAGUGUGUAGAUUAUUUACAUCUUAAAGUCUUCAUCUCAUGGUAAAACUCCUCAUACAGUACCUGCUUCUGUCGGCCCAAGGACCAUGCCCUGAACCUCUUGGAGCCUUUUUCUGUUUUAAUUAAAUGCACGUCCUGCCUUUAAACGGCCUCAGAAUAAGUGGGUUCCAGAACUUCAUCCCUGGGAAGUUACUAUAGAAGUCCCAAAAGGAAUAUUGCUUCUUUUAUGAACAUGGUCCUCUCCUAA
Messenger RNA from Rhinopithecus roxellana (golden snub-nosed monkey), 1778 nucleotides. It is a transcript of the gene LIAT1, whose product is annotated as chromosome 19 C17orf97 homolog. NCBI's taxonomy places the organism in Eukaryota, Metazoa, Chordata, Mammalia, Primates, Cercopithecidae. The transcript has 2 exons. The record is from RefSeq and is a predicted model, not a curated record. Gene Ontology annotation, biological process: protein arginylation. The coding region runs from base 1 to 1251 and encodes 416 amino acids.